AUGGAUGUGAGUGUGUUAUACAGCGAGAACACCAGCGUACACAUGAACGACAGCAGAAACAUCACACUCUUACCAUACUAUCAGCACUCUCUGCCGGUGGCCACACUCUUCAUCCUGGCCUACGUGCUGAUCUUCUCGCUGUGCAUGCUGGGAAAUACGCUGGUGUGCUUCAUCGUGCUGAAGAACCGGCAGAUGCGCACCGUCACCAACAUCUUCAUCCUCAACCUGGCUAUCAGCGACCUGCUGGUGGGGAUCCUGUGUCUGCCCAUCACUCUGGUGGACAGCCUGAUCACAGGCUGGCCGUUUGAUGCAGUGGUGUGUAAAAUGAGUGGUCUCGUCCAGGGAGCGUCGGUCUCUGCAUCUGUCUUCACACUGGUGGUGAUCGCAGUGGAAAGGUUUCGCUGCAUCGUGUACCCGUUCCAGCAGAAGCUGACGCGGCGCCAGGCCAUCAUCACCAUCGCCUUCAUCUGGGCUCUAGCCAUCGCCAUCAUGUGCCCGUCUGCCGUCACGCUGACCGUCUCGCAGGAUGUCCUGCACUUCAUGGUGGACCGAGACAACAUCACAUACCCGCUGUUCACCUGCUGGGAGGCCUGGCCCGACCAGAGCAUGAGGAAGAUCUACACCACGGUGCUCUUCUCACACAUAUACCUGGCUCCGGUCACGCUCAUCGCCAUCAUGUACACCCGCAUCGCCCUCAAGCUGGUCCGAUCGCCCGCAUCCAUUCGGGACGCCCAGGCGGAGGACGAGAGCCGCAGGGUUUUCCGCAGAAAGCUGCGCGUGGUUAACAUGCUCCUGAUGGUGGCGCUGUUGUUCACCGUCUCCUGGCUGCCGCUCUGGAUCCUCAUGAUGCUGACGGAUUACGGAAACCUGACGGAGGCUCAGUUGGAUUUCGUGGCUGUUUACGUGUUCCCGUUCGCCCAUUGGCUGGCCUUCUUCAACAGCAGCGUCAAUCCUAUCGUUUAUGGGUAUUUUAAUGAGAAUUUCCGGCGGGGGUUUCAGGCGGCGUUUAAGAUGGGGAUGUGUUUAGUGGAGCCGCCGCAGCCCAGACGCAACGGCACGUGGAAACACAACCGUGUGUUUGUGGAUAGAGAUGCUCAGGGGAACGACCGGAGAGAUUUCUGUAAUGGAGAACAGCACGAUGAGCUGGUGCUGGAGGAUCUGGACUGAUGUGCAUGUGGAGAGACGCUUUCGA
Molecule: messenger RNA, 1192 nt
Organism: Danio aesculapii
Lineage: Eukaryota; Metazoa; Chordata; Actinopteri; Cypriniformes; Danionidae
Product: neuropeptide FF receptor 1-like
Exons: 3
Coding region: 1-1167 (388 amino acids)
Biological process (GO): G protein-coupled receptor signaling pathway
Cellular component (GO): membrane
Molecular function (GO): peptide binding; neuropeptide receptor activity
Source: RefSeq, a predicted model, not a curated record